UCAUCCGGGCGCGCCCCCGGGCCCCCCAGGAUGGUGGCGGGCGCGUUCCCGCUGGCCAAGCUGCUGACGCUGGGCGCGCGCCAGCUCAGCCGCCCGCUGGCCGCGCGCAUCAAGGCGGGGGCGCGCGCCUCGCCCUUCUUCCGCACCUACAUCUGCCUGCCCCCCGCCCAGCUUUACCACUGGGUGGAGAUGCGCACCAAGAUGCGCCUGCUGGGCUUCCGGGGGGCGCAGGUGAAGCCCCUGAACGAGGAGGCGGCGGCCGAGCUGGGCGCCGAGCUGCUGGGCGAGGCGCUGGUCUUCGGCGUCGGGGGGCUCUGCCUCUACCUGGAGUACCUGCGGCAGGCGGGGCAGGGCCGGCGGCGCGAGGAGCAGCUGGAGCGCGCCCUGGCCGAGCUCCGGGCGGGGCUGGAACGGCUGGAGGCGGAGCUGGAGCGGCUCCGGGGGCGGGGCCGCGAGGGACACGCCCAGGGUGGGGAGGGACACGCCCAAAAUGGGAAUGGACACGCCCAGGGCGGGGCGGGGAGUGGGAUGGGUGGGGCGGGACACGCCCAGGGUGGGGGCUGGACACGCCCAGGGUGGGGCGGGACACCGCCCAGGGUGGGGAGGGACACGCCCAAAAAUGGGAAUGGACACGCCCAGGGCGGGGCGGGGGAGUGGGAUGGGUGGGGCGGGGACACGCCCAGGGUGGGGCUGGACACGCCCAGGGUGGGGCGGGACACGCCCAGGGUGGGGAGGGACACGCCCAGGGAAACUCAGGACACACCCAAAAUGGAGGAUACGCCCAAAAUGGAGGAGGACACGCCCAAAGUGGGGAGGGACACGCCCAAAAUGGAAAUGGACACGCCCAAAGCCACGCCCCCGCGCAUUAAAGCCUUGCUGUGA
Messenger RNA from Passer domesticus (house sparrow), 882 nucleotides. It is a transcript of the gene OPA3, whose product is annotated as outer mitochondrial membrane lipid metabolism regulator OPA3. The record is from RefSeq and is a predicted model, not a curated record. Gene Ontology annotation, biological process: regulation of lipid metabolic process. Gene Ontology annotation, cellular component: mitochondrion. NCBI's taxonomy places the organism in Eukaryota, Metazoa, Chordata, Aves, Passeriformes, Passeridae.